GACCUCCUGGUAGGUUGACGCUCAACCACUGAACCAUGCCAGCUGGGCUACCUGGAACCUUUUUAACAUUAAUGAAGAACUGCCUUCAGUGCCUCUUGUGGGCACAGACUUGGGUUAGGCAUUUGACCUAAAAAGAUAUGCUAGGCAUCUUAGUAAAGGGAUGACGUAAUGUAAUCCUCACAGAACCCUGUAAGAUUACCCUAGCUGCCAGAGGAAGCUGAAGGUCAGUAGUUUAAUAACUUGCCUAAAGGCACACAUAUAGAAGUGGCAGUGCCAAGAUUCAGAUUGACAUCUGACACUGAAGCUGUGCUCUUUCCUCUAACAUGAACAUGUGUUGACUUAAGAAUCGUCUAGGUCCCAGGAGGGAGUCUUUGGCUUGAUGUGGACUAGACCAUGGCCUCCAACUCUGGUGCUUUGUCUGCCCAGUGAGGAUGGGCAGGGCAUCUAUCCUUGCCACUGGAGCAUUAUCUGUGUCACUUAGUGAGAUGUGAGAUACCGUCUUCAUUUCAUAGCUUGGGCACCUGACCCAGGGUAAUUGCAGGAAGACAGUGAAACAUUAGUCAGUUGAUCAUCAAAACAGAACAACAUUCUAAGUACUUGAGGAGCUAUGAGUAAUUUUACAUAGUAUUUACCUCCAAGGAUUGCUGGGACCUGGACUUCCAGGUAGACGGGAAGAUACCUGCUCAUGGGUGACUGAGGGCAGAGACUUUCUUAGGAUCACAGAGAAGCUCCCAGGAGUUUUGUCAGAUAUGCCUUGCUGCUCUGCGCAUUCCAUUUUGCUCUUUUCCUGACAGACUUCUCAUGAGAUGGGGCAGUCUCAAUGCAUCACUGUAAGCGAUACCGCUCCCCUGAGCCAGACCCAUACCUGAGCUACCGAUGGAAGAGAAGGAGGUCUUACAGUCGGGAGCACGAAGGGAGACUGCGAUACCCAUCUCGAAGGGAGCCUCCACCCCGGAGAUCUCGGUCCAGAAGCCAUGACCGCUUACCCUACCAGAGGCGGUACCGGGAGCGCCGUGAUAGCGACACAUAUCGAUGUGAAGAGCGGAGCCCAUCUUUUGGAGAGGACUACUAUGGAUCUUCACGUUCCCAUCAUCGUCGACGGUCCAGGGAUAGAGAGCCGUACCGGACUCGCAAACAUGCCCACCAUUGCCACAAACGCCGCACCAGGUCUUGUAGCAGUGCCUCCUCGAGAAGCCAACAGAGCAGUAAGCGCAGCAGCCGGAGUGUGGAAGAUGACAAGGAGGGCCACCUGGUGUGCCGGAUCGGCGAUUGGCUCCAAGAGCGAUAUGAGAUUGUGGGGAACCUGGGCGAAGGUACCUUUGGCAAGGUGGUGGAGUGCUUGGACCAUGCCAGAGGGAAGUCUCAAGUUGCCCUGAAGAUCAUUCGCAACGUGGGCAAGUACCGGGAGGCUGCCCGACUAGAAAUCAAUGUUCUCAAAAAAAUCAAGGAAAAGGACAAAGAGAACAAGUUCUUGUGCGUCUUGAUGUCUGACUGGUUUAACUUCCACGGUCACAUGUGCAUCGCCUUUGAGCUCCUGGGCAAGAACACCUUUGAGUUCCUGAAGGAGAAUAAUUUCCAGCCUUACCCCCUACCACAUGUCCGGCACAUGGCCUACCAGCUCUGCCACGCCCUUAGAUUUCUACAUGAGAACCAACUGACCCACACAGACUUGAAGCCAGAGAACAUCCUGUUUGUGAAUUCUGAGUUUGAAACGCUCUACAAUGAGCACAAGAGCUGUGAGGAGAAGUCAGUGAAGAACACCAGCAUCCGAGUUGCUGACUUCGGCAGUGCUACCUUUGACCAUGAGCAUCACACAACCAUUGUGGCCACUCGUCAUUACCGCCCACCUGAGGUGAUCCUUGAGCUGGGCUGGGCACAGCCCUGUGACGUCUGGAGCAUUGGCUGCAUUCUCUUCGAGUACUACCGGGGCUUCACACUUUUCCAGACCCACGAGAACCGAGAGCAUUUGGUGAUGAUGGAGAAGAUCCUAGGGCCCAUCCCAUCACACAUGAUCCACCGUACCAGGAAGCAGAAAUAUUUUUACAAAGGGGGCCUGGUUUGGGAUGAGAACAGCUCUGAUGGCCGGUAUGUGAAGGAGAACUGCAAACCUCUGAAGAGUUACAUGCUCCAAGACUCCCUGGAGCACGUGCAGCUGUUUGACCUGAUGAGGAGGAUGUUAGAGUUUGACCCUGCCCAGCGCAUCACACUGGCGGAGGCCCUGCUGCACCCCUUCUUUGCUGGCCUGACCCCUGAGGAGCGGUCCUUCCACACCAGCCGCAACCCCAGCAGAUGACAGGCACAGGCCACUACAUGAGGAGAUGGAACUGGGCUGCCUGGCCCUCUUUCUCCAACUUCUAACCACCGGGCCCCAGGGCCAGAGCCACCCAAUGAACAGUGCAAUGUGAAGGAAGGCAGGUGCCUGCAAGGGCAGAGACAUGCCCAGCUGCCAGAAAGCACAGAUUUGACCCAAGCUAUUUAUAUGUUGUAAAGUUAUAAUAAAGUGUUUCUUACUGUUUGUAACCCCUGGUACCAGUGCGUCGUCUCCAGGCUCCUUGCCUUCUCCCUUCCCCAUCUUAUUAAUAAAGUCUUUCUUAGCA
Molecule: messenger RNA, 2597 nt
Organism: Myotis lucifugus (little brown bat)
Lineage: Eukaryota; Metazoa; Chordata; Mammalia; Chiroptera; Vespertilionidae
Gene: CLK3
Product: CDC like kinase 3
Exons: 13
Coding region: 821-2293 (490 amino acids)
Biological process (GO): protein phosphorylation
Molecular function (GO): protein kinase activity; ATP binding
Source: RefSeq, a predicted model, not a curated record